GUCGCGAUUUCGCAUCAUACCGGUUUUAAGCCGCACCACCAGAAGAAAACAUCUGUAGCCGCUACCCCUGCGCUCAGAGGGAAUCCACAGAUGUCUGGCAACACGUGGAAAAGGCAGCGCCAUCUAUCGUCGAUUCAGUAAAGAGCUGACGGCUGCCAUUUCUCCAGUUGAUGCCGACGAAGAACAUUUCUCACUAUCCAUCCAUUGACAUCCGUCUCCAUUCAAGUUAUUCGGUGCUUUUUGUUCGUGAUGGACACCAGAAGGUUCUACGGGAUCAGGGUUCCACCCGUUGAAGAAAGCGAAGAUAGCUGCCUCAGCGACAGCGAUUCGGAAUACAGCCCUGACACAGUACAUGCUGCCCCAUCAGAUCAAUCUGGGCAGUCUGGGAGCGACACAGGGCUCGGACUAACGCGGUGCAGACUCCCUUGUCACAGCAGCUGUUCCAGGGGCUACGUAAGCUUCUCGCGCCCACCACACUUUCGAGAGGACCGAGGCCGUGCCCCGAGCCGAGAAUUAAUGACGCCAUUGUUGAUGCGGCUCGGUCAGCACUUCGCCUCCACGACGUCCUUUGGCUCGCCACGUCCAAAGUCGGUGCGAAGCAAGCGCCAGUCAUGCUCGGAAAGGGCCUCGCCAACGCCGGAAACUUCUCUGCGCGGCUAAUGUCAUCCGCGUCCGUGCGUUCGCCAGCGCGCGCCUCUUUCCUGUGCGCAGUGGUGUACCGGCUGCUGAGCCUGGUGGCGCUGUGGGCGCUGGUGUUCGUGGUGGCCGAAGGACGCUACCUGCCGACCAGGUCCGGCGACGAGCUACGCGGGGAACGCCUGCGGGAGCUCAUACGGACCUUGUUCGAGAGGGCCGAGCUGGAGAAGGCGGCGGGCCUCUAUCCGUACGCCGGCGACGGCCGUAGCGGCAUCCUCAGCGCUCAAGAUUGAGGAACGCUGUCACGGUUGUUGCCAGCGGUGCGGAAUCCCCGAAGAAGCCACCCCUGAUUGAGAAUAAACAUUCUGCAGCCGCCUUCCACGGGCGGCGAAUGACAUUUUAUCCGUGUGCGGAGUCCAUACUUCGACGAGCUCGAAUUUCCUGGGGGGAAGAGAUCACUGGCAAAACAUUAUCCCCCGUCGCACCUCCCUUCCGAAGUCUGCUUGACGUGCCCGCCCACGGUGGGGUCUCUGCGGCUGAGGCGUCCCGCUGCUCAACAAGUCGCGGGCUCGAUUCCCCGCCGCUGCGACCGCACUGUGGCGGGACCGGAAUGCGGGAAAUCAGUAGAUUUCCGUGGCUUGGAUACUUCUCCUCUGAUCACUAGAAAUUAAAAAGUGCUUUAGAAACCCA
Dermacentor albipictus is the source of this 1326-nucleotide messenger RNA. The record is from RefSeq and is a predicted model, not a curated record. Lineage: Eukaryota; Metazoa; Arthropoda; Arachnida; Ixodida; Ixodidae.